Messenger RNA from Carassius auratus (goldfish), 3784 nucleotides. RefSeq names its product peroxisomal membrane protein PEX14. Gene Ontology annotation, biological process: protein import into peroxisome matrix, docking. The coding region runs from base 1 to 1101 and encodes 366 amino acids. Gene Ontology annotation, cellular component: peroxisomal importomer complex; peroxisomal membrane. NCBI's taxonomy places the organism in Eukaryota, Metazoa, Chordata, Actinopteri, Cypriniformes, Cyprinidae. Gene Ontology annotation, molecular function: signaling receptor binding. The transcript has 9 exons. The record is from RefSeq and is a predicted model, not a curated record.
AUGUUGGCAUUGAACGCUGCUCCAGAUAAAGAAGACGCGCCUCCAAGAGAAGCGCUGAUUGCCACGGCAGUCAGGUUUCUACAAAACCAGCAAGUUCGUCAAAGCCCCCUGGCAACCCGAAAAGCUUUCCUGAAGAAAAAAGGUCUGACUGAUGAGGAGGUUGAUCUGGCUAUCGAGCGUGCCGGUAGUACUGAGGAACCACUGACUGUUGCCGUACCCAGACCUGCACACCUCGUUCACCCUGUUCCACUCGCCCCAUACAGUCCCUCAGGUUACAGAUGGAGAGACUACAGUGCCCUGGCCGUCGUCCUGGCAGGAAUGGCCUUUGGCUUCCAUCAUCUCUACCGGAAAUACAUCCUUCCCCUCAUUAAGGGCAGCAAAGAGGACAAGAAGCAUCUGCAGCGGAUCGAGAGCAACAUCGCGGAAAUGAGUGGCACGCUGACACAGACAGUCACCCAGUUGCAGAUGACCCUGGCUUCAGUGCAGGAGCUGCUGGUAGAGCAACAGAAGAAAAUACAGGAGCUGACACAAGAGCUGGCUAACUCACAGACCUCAUCUGCCACCAACCGCAUGCUGGAGUCUCAGAACAUCAGUGAACUCAAGGCUGAGAUUGUGUCUCUGAAGGGUCUUCUUCUCAGCAGGAGACAGUUCCCCGCAUCACCCUCGGUUCCAAAAAUCCCAUCCUGGCAAAUCCCUCUCAAACCUGGAUCACUGUCCAACCCGCCCUCUGUCAGCCACACCAACAGCAGUAGUGACAUCUCUCCCGUCAGCAACGAGUCAACCAACUCCUCCCCCGUCAAAGAGGGCAACAGCUCCCAGGCCACCCCAUCCAGCCCACACUGCCUGAAUGGAGACGUGGGCCUGGGCUCCAUUCUUCCUCUGGAUCUGAAAGACCAGGUCCGUAUGGAAGUCCAGGGGGAGGAGGAGAAGAAAGAGGACGAUGAGGAUGAAGACGAGGAUGAUGACGUCACCCAUGCGGAUGAGGAAGACCACCUGAGCGUGCAGACGGAGGACAGGAGAGGAGGCGACGGACAGAUAAACGAGCAGGUGGAGAAGCUGCGGCGUCCAGAGGGUGCGAGCAACGAGAGUGAAGUCGAUUAGAAAGAAACUCCGGACUUCAUCUGUCCAUUUGCUUCUCUCAGUUUCAUAAGAGUUCAUUUAAGUUCUGAUAUCACACCCUCGUUGCAGUAAAACAGCUACUGUGAGCAUCAAUUAACACUGUACGAAAGCAGCAGGUGAGGUUGAUUGUUCCUUUCACUGCAAGUUCUUCACCCUUUUGAAUUUUAAACGUGCAAAACAGAGUGGCGGCACUUCUGCAAGCCUGAACAAGCACAGCAACAGAAAUUUCUGGAAAGACGACAAGAGAAAUGUGACUUUUUUUUUAAUGCAAUCCAUGCAUUUCCCUUAAAAUGCUAGCUAGCGGUUUUACUAGUGACUGUAGAACUCAAAAAAAAUAAAAAUAAAAUAUUAGCCCAUUUAUGUGUUCCAUAACAUUUCAAGUCAAUACAAACGUCAUAAUUUGCAGUGUAGGGACUGUAGACACCAAUCAAGAGGCACCAAAGAAAUCAGAAAGUUAUGAUCCAAGAUUGUUGGACUCGUUUCUAUGCCAUUUCUUUUGUUUUGCUCAGCAGUUAACUAGUUCAGGCCGAACAUUGUUGGAUCAGCGUGGUUGUUGUAGUGGUAUGAACCGGCGGUGGACCUUGUAAUCUGUAAUAGUGAAGCAUUUCUCCUUCAGACAUUUUGAGAUUGUGUAGUACACCGGGCUACAGCAGUCUUUGUAAUAACGAGGCCUUGUGUUUUGUGAUGGUGAAUUUGAGAUUUCAGUGGGAGAAACAAAGAGACGGAGGGAAAACACAUGAGAACGCAGACAAUGAGGCGAAAGAGAAAUGUGUUUGUCUCAGUCGUAUCUCUCCCGUCUCCAGCAGGGUAGCUGAUUUGGUUUAUGAAGUAUGUUAAUAAUCAAAUGAUCGACAAAUAACAGAUGUAUUAGUUCAUGCGGCUUGAAAUGUCAAGGAGGCUAAAAUCGGAAAUCUAAUACUGAAAGCCUGUUAUAUUGUAUUAUAUUACAUGACAAACCCUCCAGUCUAAAUUAUGUAGGCCUCCUGCAGUGAAUAAUCUUAACAUGAAACGGUGCUGGGGUUUUGUAAUUAAACUGUGUAAAACAAUGAAUGCUUCAGCAGAGGUGCUUGACAGUUGUGCUUUUCUCUUUGGGGGCUUUUCUCUCAGAAAGCCCUGAAAGGAUAAAAAAAAAAAGCUGAAAAAAAAAAUUCCCCGUGAUGCAAACGGAGAGUAAGGUAUGAAUAUUUAACUAAUGAAAUUACUCACUCGCCAGCUGAUGAGAAACAAAGCCAGAGAGAUCCUGGAGUGAAAACUAGAGCGUCAGAUCCACUGUGACAUUUUCACUUUUAACAAAUGACCUUCAGAGUAACCGGAUUACAGCGCAGCCAGGUGAACUGUGGGUCUGUGACGGCACAAUGAAAGAGCUCCGCUUGUCUGGAAGUGUGUAUGUCUUAUUUCCUGGACUAAGCUUGGGUUAACACUUACCCACACAAGAAUAGCAUACAUUCAUGCGAUACAAUGUCAAGAGAAACCGCGUGUGCUCAUUUGAUAUGCAGAAACUUUUGAGCAUUAGAGAAAUAGUUCAGCCUGGAAAAAAAAAAAAAAUCAUGUGAUUUACUAAUAGCUUUAUGCAGCCUUUUUUUUUUUUGUGGAAAACAAAAGUAUACAUUUUGAGAAGACUUCACACUGCUCCUUACCAUACAACCACGUGUUGAACUCCAAAAAUGACACCAAAAACACAAUGAAAGAACCAGAUCAGUCAGAUUCAUGAAUGGUUUUCGAUUAACCAGUUGAUCUGGUUCACAAGUCACACUACACAGUUCAUUCACGAAAUCAGACAGAUCAUGUUCUUUAGUUGAAUUCAAUAUGGCCAGAGUGGUUCUUCAGUUAACAGCUCAAGAACUGUUACAGCCUGUGUUUUUCUUUUUUGGAGCACAACUGAUCACUAUGACCGAUCAUUAAAUAACUUGCUUAAAAAACUUACACAAAAACCCAUAAAAAAGGCUGUUUGGAAUUACACAAAAUUGAAAAUAACUUUUUUUUGAAGUGGUUAACUAUCCUUCUAAAGGAAUCCGUAAAGUCCAUUUAAUCUUGAAAGUAAAUUGCAUUUAUUGGUGUCAGAAAUGUCAUUGCAAUGUUACCAAUAGUAGAAGUGAGAGGAAGGAAGGAAGGAAGACCAUCGGCUUCAGAAUGAGACGGAGUAUGAGUGUGUGUGCAUGUAUCAGUUUUGCUUAAACCACAUUCAGGAGUUCCUGCAACUAGCAGGUUGUUUCUGGUAGCAUGGCGGCAGUGGCCUUUAAACAACAGAGUUUGCUAAUUUUAGCUAAUCAUUGUAAAGCCGCUGUGAAGUCUACUGAAUUAAACAUGAUAUAAGCCACACAUUCAAUGCCUAUAUCUCUUGUAAUAUUGCAUUCUCAUCUCCAACUGUUUUUAUGAUAGAUUUGUUAGGAAUCUACAUCCUGCUGCUCAGUUUCAGCAACUCAGUUUAGGGAUUUAAACAUUCAAUCUCAUUUACAUGAGCUGAGUGUGUGUGUGUGUGCGUGUGCUGGAUCUGUUUUAUAAGUAAGCUUACAACACAGAUCUGUAACAGUUUAUAUGAAAUGCACAUUGUUGUUGUAUGUGGCUCUGUUGAUGUUGUUGACACCCAGUUGGUAUUUGUCACAGAGAAAUUCUGGUAUGAAAAGAUGAAUGUACAUAAUUGUAAUAAAUUUGAUUUAACACAAAU